Messenger RNA from Aedes albopictus (Asian tiger mosquito), 10985 nucleotides. RefSeq names its product cyclic AMP response element-binding protein B (gene CrebB). Gene Ontology annotation, biological process: proteolysis; regulation of transcription by RNA polymerase II; DNA integration. Gene Ontology annotation, cellular component: nucleus; transcription regulator complex. Lineage: Eukaryota; Metazoa; Arthropoda; Insecta; Diptera; Culicidae. Gene Ontology annotation, molecular function: zinc ion binding; DNA-binding transcription factor activity, RNA polymerase II-specific; aspartic-type endopeptidase activity. The coding region runs from base 466 to 3294 and encodes 942 amino acids. The record is from RefSeq and is a predicted model, not a curated record. The transcript is spliced from 4 exons.
AGCAACAAUUCAGCACGCAUGCUCAUUUGCAGCUUUCGAUUGUUAGUUGGGGAACUUCUGGAAAAGCUCUUAACAGAAUUCCAGAGGAAAUCUUCGAUUAUCUAGUUUAAAUCGCUAUGCUGAAUGAUAACAUAACAUACUUUCAUAAGAAGGCGCAUUUUACCUCUGCUUCUCAUUUACCUUUCUCUGGUCCGCUUGGUGUGUCUGAUUCUCGUAUGUCGUUUUCGUCGUCGUCGCCUACUGUACGGUACGGUGGUAAUCACAGUACACGGCCGUACGACACCGUACGGUGUGUGAUUAGUAUCUCCGCCGAAUGUCGUAGCGUAUGGGUGAGUUGAGUGAGCGAGGAGCCAUCCCGUCAACGAUCCUGGCCGUCGCGCGCGCUCCGUUCGAUAUCCCUCGUCUUCGACGUCGACGUCGUAUUCGUCGUAGUCGUUUGUUUGGUGGUUCGGUAACUUCUAGAGAAUGGACGAAACGAGACCUAUGCCACAGUUCAGAUGCGAGGACAUUGCAAAAGCACGACUGCACCAUGAAUGGAAAGAUUGGAAGAGUGGGCUCGAGAGAUAUUUUGAUGCUAAUGAUAUAAGUGAUCAGUACAAAAAGCGCGCUAAACUGCUGUACUUGGGAGGGCCACAGUUGGACAAAGUUUUUACCAACCUUCCAGAUGGAAGCAAAUUUCCGUUAGUUGCUGUUGAGAAGAAGUAUUACGACGUGGCAGUUGCAGCAUUGGAUAAUUACUUCCAACCUGUGAAACAGGAUAUCCUGGAGAGACAUCGUUUGCGUCAGAUGAAGCAACUUCCUGGAGAAAAGUUUUCCCACUAUAUGGUUCGUUUGAGACAGCAAGCUGCCCUCUGCGGCUUCGACAAAUAUUCAAAAAAGACAAGGCAGGUUUUAACGGAUAUGACGAUUACCGAUGUCAUCGUUGAAGGUUGUCUUUCGGUCGAACUCCGACGAAGAAUGCUAUUGAAGGACCGCUCUUUAAACGAAAUCGAAGAGAUCGCUUCUGGCUUGGAAGGUGUCGAUUCCCAAAUUCAAGACCUUGCAGGGAAAUCAAAUGAGAGUAAUUCGGCUGACAAAGUGUACAAAGUGAAAGAUUUUUCGUCACAAGGGUACAGACGUCCUCUGGCAACUAAGUUCAGAUCAGGAGAGGGUCGUUAUCGCGGACGUCCGGCUGUGCGACAUACUACGAACGUUGUUUGCUUUAACUGUGGCAAGUCUGGCCACAUUUCGUCGUCUGAUUCCUGUCCAGCGAAAGGGAAACAGUGUCGAAACUGUAAACGAGUAGGCCAUUUUGAUUACACCUGUAAAUCGUCUCGUUCUUCUGUAAAGCAGACAUCGUUUUCACCGCCGAGUAAGAAAAUUCGGGUUGUAGAGGAGAAAGAGACACGUGAAGCCGACGAGGGAAAGGUCUACUAUGCUUUUUUCAACGGUAAUCUAACCAACAUGCUUACAUUUGAGAUAGGAGGCGUCUCUUUGGAUAUGCUGGUAGAUUCAGGGGCGGAUGCUAAUUUAGUGACCUCGGAAGCAUGGGAGAAAUUGAAGCAGGCCGGUGUUCGCGUCACUAGUUCCACGAAAGAAUCCGAUCGUUCCUUCCUUUCGUAUGGCAGUUCUGACCCGCUGGCCGUCCGUGGGAAAUUCACAGCAGAGAUCAAAAUUCAAGAUCGAUUGGUGCUCGCUAAUUUCUACGUCGUGGAGAAAGGACAAACUUGCUUGUUGGGAGAUGUUACUGCAAAGCAGCUACAAGUGUUGCAGGUUGGGGCCAACCUAAACCGUGUAGAGAAGUCUGAUCCGUUCACCUGCAUCAAAGACGUCGAGGUUCACAUUCACAUGGAUCCGGAAGCUAAGCCCGUCGUACAACCCGUGAGACGGUUGCCAAUUCCUCUCGAAGCUGAAGUUAAUCGUAAGUUGGAUGAAAUGUUGAGCAGAGAUAUCAUCGAGCCAAAGUUAGGUCCAACCACGUGGGUCUCUCCGUUGGUAGUCGUUGCUAAGGCAAACGGAGGUUUGCGAUUGUGCGUAGAUCUUCGUAGAGUGAACCAGUCAGUCUUGCGGGAGCAUCACCCCAUGCCGGUCAUAGAUCACAUUCUGGCGCGAAUCGGGACUGGCGUAGUAUGGAAGCUGUGCGACGUUGGAGGAGUUCUGCUGCGAGGAGAUCGCAUAGUCGUUCCAGCAGGAUUACGACAACGAGUUCUGACCAUCGCUCACGACGGACACCCCGGGGUGCGUAUGAUGAAAUCAUAUCUUCGAUCUGUCGUUUGGUGGCCUAAAUUGGAUGCAGACACAGAAAACUUCGUGAAAAAUUGUCGUGGGUGUACAUUAGUAGCUGCUCCUGAUGCCCCUGAGCCGAUGCUCCGCCGUUCGCUCCCUUCCGGACCAUGGGAAGAUAUCGCCAUUGAUUACCUAGGGCCACUUCCUGGCGGGCAGAAUUUGUUGGUGAUUGUCGACUGCUAUAGCAGAUACCUCGAAGUGUGCGAAAUGACUUGCAUUGAUUCUACGGAGACUAUCAGCCGCUUGCGAGAAGUCUUCGGCAGAUUCGGUAUACCAUCCUUGAUAAAAGCAGACAACGGUCCACAAUUUGCCAGCACAGAAUUCAAAAACUUUUGUCGUGACUACGGAAUACAUCUGGUCAAUACGAUUCCAUAUUGGCCGCAGAUGAACGGCCAGGUGGAGCGGCAAAAUCGCUCAAUCCUGAAGAGACUUCGUAUCGCACAAGAACUUGGCAAAGAUUGGCGAAAAGAGCUGCACGAAUUUCUUUUGGUAUACCAUGCUACAAAUCAUGCGACUACCGGAGAAGCACCAUCGAAACUGAUGUUCGGGCGCAGAAUCAGGGGUAGACUUCCUUAUGUUCCGGUCCAUUACGAGGAUGAGGCUGUGCGAGAUGUCGACGGAAUACAAAAAGAGAAGGGAAAGAACUACUCUGACGGGAAGCGUCGAGCCACUUACAGCGAAAUACGGGAAGGUGACAAAGUGUUUGUGAAGCGGAUGAAAAAGAAUCAUAAGUUGGAGGCGGACUACUCUGCAGAGGAAUACGAUGUUGUGAACAAAAAGGGGUCUGAUGUCAUUGUACGUUCCCGGGUCUCCGGGAAAGAGUUCCGUCGCAACGUGACGCAUCUUAAGAAGGUUCCACAAAUAGACGACAAUGUUCAACCCACAGCGACGACAGAGACGGAUCAAAGCACAUCAAGCGAAGUGGUUGAUGGAAGGAUGGAUGAAAUCGUUCAAUUGACUGAAACGCCGUCUGGUCGGAAACGUGAGAGACAACAACCAACGAAAUUCAAAGACUAUGUUCCUUUCUAAAAUUUUUGUAAGUAAAGGUGGGGUUGUAGGGUCUGGGAGCACUGGCAAGACAGAAUGUUGAAAGGAGCAACACGCUCAUGGCAGGUGAGAGAUAAACGUCUUGGGGUGACAAGGGAAGAAGAGAAAGGAGGAGAUAGUUUGGGAGUGUGAAACGAGAAAGGUGUGAAUAAACCGGGUCGAAUACAAAUCGUUUUUCUAGUUGCAAGACUUGAUAUCAAAUCCGAAGACCAGCGGCACUACAUCAAAGACUGUUUCAGCGAUUCCUUCGGUGAUUAUCCCAUGCCUUCCUGCAGGAAUUCUUUCAGAGAUUCCUUCAGGGAUUUCCCUCAGAAUUCAUUCAAGAAUUUCUUGCAGUUUUACUCCUAGGAUUCCACUCGAGAUUCUGUCAGAGAUUCCUCCCGACAUUCCUUCGGAGAGUUUUCCCCAGAUUUCAUCGAUGAACCCACGACACAUCGGGUCAUUUGCUCCCAACGAUUGCAGCCACCAACGAUGACGUCACCACUUUCGAAGAAAAGAUAUACCUGUGGUACACGUGGGGCAGUUGACCAGCGAGAUCUAACGGAGCCUGAAGAAGAUUUUCAUUCAGCUCCAAGAACGAGAAAACCGUAAGAAACAUACUUCCACUGUCACAAGUGAUCCCAUUAGACAAAAUGAACCGAUCGAACGUGAUGUACAGGAUCACAUGAGCAGACUGAUACUAGACAAAGCUUUUUAUCGAGUACUGUUAUCUCCGUAUUUCUUUUGUAUUCCUGCGUAUUCCAAAACCAUUUCAACCAAUUCAUUAGUUUUUCCCUGAAUUUCCUUAGGGUAUCUUCCUGGGUGUCCACUGGAGAUUUCAUCAGAAAUUUUUCCCACGAUUUCUUCAAGUAUGUAUGCUUCUAGUGGUUUCUCCAGGAUUAUCUAAGGAAUUCCUCUAUUUAUUCCACAUGGAAUUCCAUGGGAAUUUAUCACGAGAUUCCAUCCAGAUUUUCUUCAAUGAUUUCUCCCGAGAUUCCUUCUGGGGUGGUUUUUACGGAUACCUUCUGAGAUUCCUUCAGAGAUCUAAAAAAGAUUACUUUCAGGGACUUUUCCUGGUAUUACUUUAUUGAUUCCUCCCUGGAUUUCUUAAGGUUUUCACUUGGGAUUUAUCCUGGAAUUCUUUCAUUGAUUCUUCCAAGUAUAAAUAUUGCGUAACCCACUGGGUCAAUCCGUUCCCAGCCAUCCUAGAAAACUGCAGUAGAAUCAUUUGGCAUACGGAACAACACGAUGAAGGCGACUCCUCCCGAUUUUCGAAGAGUCCUUCUAAGGCUCCUCUUGGAGGGAUUUUUGCAAGAUUUUUUCAAGGAUUUCUCCCGGGAUUCCUGCCGAGUUUCUUUCAAUUUCUUCUAGAAUUUCUCCCGAGAUUUCUUCGAAGAUUCAUACAGAGAUUCCUCUUGGGAUUCCUUCCGAGAUUUUUUCUGCUUCUGAAUUGCUUCUAGGAUUCUUCCCUGGAUUCCUUCGAUGAUUGCUACCGGGAUUUCUUCGAGGAUAUUCCUCUCUGAAUUUCUCCCGGGAUAUCUCCUAUGAAUCCUUCCGGACUAUCUUCAGUUUCAGUUUCUUUCCGUAAAUGUUUUGGCCUCGAGUAUUGUAGCUGGGAUUUUGUCCUACUUUUCUCCACAGGGAUUUGAGUAUUUCAAACUUCAAACUACAUUUCUAUAGGCCUUUUCAGGUGACAGGUCCGUGUAUGCCACUGUUUACAACUGCCGAACAAAAGCGCAAACGCUAAAUUGUCAGUUCCAUAAGAGAACUGUCAAAGACCCCCAAAAUCAGUUGAUUUUAGACGUCAAAUGAAAAGGCCCAUUGGGUGAAAUUGCUCCAUAGUUUUAUCCCGAAAGGAUGCGAAAGGAGGAGUGAGUGAAGAUUCAUCUGGUUACCUCGUUCUUUCUGAAAUGCUUGAAACGCAUUGACGAUUAUCACAUCUGUGAUGUUCGUCUGGCUAACAAGCCUAUUCAUGUGAACUCUCAUGCCUCCCAAUUUGGGAUGUCCACAGUGGCUCUUUUACACAAAGUUGUAUACAUUUUCAAGAAAACAUUCGCUCAAACGUAGUUUUCGUUCUGGUGAUUUUUUGUGAUUGUUGGAAUAUUGAGGAUGCUUUCAAUGACGUGCUUUUCAAUGUCAUUGAAAGUCGCAUGAUGUCACAAGCUACCUCCAAUGAUCUGUAGGCUCUCUUUACGCUUAUGCGUUUUACAGUUUCCUUUUCAGAGCACUGAUUCAACCCGUUGUGGUAUAGGCUAUUAGAUCUCGUUGCUCGUAUGCUUUCAUUCCCUCUUCUAUGGCUCCCCUUCCUAUUUCAUCACCUCUUCUUUCCUAAUCCCAUUCCAUCCCUUGUCCUAUUCUCCCUCAGGUACAUGAUGAAACAGGCUCAUAUGUAUGGCGAUGGCACAAAUGUCCCAGAUGGAGGAUAACGUGCCUCUGGAGCCGGCCUUCUGAUACCUGAUACCUGGAGAUUGCUCUGUAGGAGCCAUUACACCUCUUGUCUUGGCCAUCACGAUCCUGUAGGCAUCACCCCACGGAUUUGCAUUGGCACUCUGACAGAGAACCUCGAAGCAGGCCUUUUUGCUUGCCCUUAUCUCGGUCUUCAGCGCAGCUUUUGCAGCGGCUAACACCGCCCGUCGUUCGUUUCGCUCUUCCUCAGAUCGUGCUCACUGCAUCCGCCGUCUAGCCCGUAGGCAGGUGCGGAGCAGGUCCGCAAUCGCUUGAGUCCACCAGUAAGCCGGUGGUCGCUCAUUUCUAGGGUGGACUCGCCUAGGCAUGAUCGCAUCGCACCAGCUCGUCGCCGUCUAAACCAAGUAGGUUUCGCUCACGGUGGAGCGCCUCCCUAAAUACCCCUUCGUCGAAGUAUGGUGUCUUGCACCUACGAGGGCUUGGCCUUGGCCUAGCAACCUCUUCCUCUACCCGUUGCCUGCUGUUGUUGUAGUCGAUGCUGUAACGAACCGCCAGGUGAUCGCUGUGAGUGUAGCUACCCAGGUAACAAUUUGAUGUUGAUUAAGCGCUUCUCUCACUUAUGCUAAUCAGCCUUAAUUUGAACACAAGCUGUGCAAAAGAACUGUAAACAUUUGUUCAGCUCUUAAACACCCAAUUUUGGUGAUUUUAUCCAGCCAUAAGUUGAUUUGAGCUCUCCAUGAAGCUGGAUUAGGGUUGAAGAAGCGCUUAUAUCCUAGCGAAGAACGCUUUUCAGACUUUAUCCAGCAAUUAUUCAGCAAAUGGGAAUGAUUUAUGAUUUUAUUUAUAGAACAGACAAGAAUCAGGUGAAUUUUUAGAGUCGCUUAAUCAUCUGUAGUUCAGCAAUUAAUCAUCACUUAUGCAGCAUUACCAAAAAAAUCAGAAGUAGUCCCAGAAGCCAGAAUUGCCAGGACUCUUGGUCUAGAUGUAGAAUAGUAGUUCGUAGUUUCUGAAAUUGUAAUAUAUAAAUGAUGAUUAUAAUUGAGAAUCGAACUUCGGUGCAUUGAUUCAUAGUCACUUACCUUAGCAUCUGCUCCACCUGAAAUGGUACGAGCUUAGUGAUUUAUGAAAGCACAAGCUAGAUACCGUCGUGUCUGAAUAAAGGUUGAACAAUUAUGAACAAAGGCUGUGUUGAGGUUGAAUACGCGAUGGAAGUGCUUUGUUACGAAUGCAUGGAUUAGCUGUCAAAACAUCAUUGUUUUGUUUGCAGUUCAGUGCUCGGUUCGGUUGUCGUAAAACACCACUGCAGUCAGAGAAAAUGAACAGAAAUACAGGUAAAUAUUCAUAAUUAAUAUUCCACGGUGUGGAUAAGAAGAGUCUGCUAUCUAUUUUAAGAGAACGCUGGUUGUUUCGCCGUUGUCAAAACGGUAGAACACAGAAAACUCUCAUCUCCACCGUGCCUCAACGUUGGGUCAACGGAAGCGUCUUGAUGUGGCCAGACAAAAAUGCCGCAUCGCUCAUCAAAGACCGGUCGUCAGCCCCGUCCUCAAAAUGGUACAAAAUUCCCUACAAACUGAAACGAAAGUCCUUCAAGACGUUCGUAGAAGCGGAAGCUAAGGCGGCGGAAACGUCUGGUCACACUGAUUCGGACUCCACGCAACCACUCCCUGUUAAAUAGUUCCGAACCAAAGGAGAUGCGAAACAAGUCUAGGAAGCCAACUUUAAUUAAAUGGUGACCAACCCAGCUAAUAAACUGACGAUCAUUUCCAAAUUAAAUCGAAUACAGCAAUAAUUACUUUCAACUGAGCCAUACGUAUCAUCGGAAAAUCAUCACAUCUGUCCUCCAAGUCACGAUCAUGCUCAAUCACCCUCAGAAAAGAUGCACAGCGUGCAGACCCUGCAACUCGAGCAACCCCAAUUUUCUUUAUUUUCAGAAAAUAUGGUCUUCAACACAUUUUGACAUUUCUUACGUCUUUUUUUUUUUUUUCAAAUUUCGGUAAUAAGUACCAUUUGUUUUGAAUGUUAUUCUAGAUUUACAAUCCAUUUUUGUGAAUGAUUAUGACCCGCACAACUUUCUCACUGAUAGUUUGUUAUUAUCAUUAAAGGCUGAAUAAAAGAGUCCUAGCGCAUACCUUUCAAUAUUGUAGAAAGGCUGGAUAAAUGGAUAUAGAGAAGUUGGAUAAUCUUCUACCGAGUAUCAUAUGCAGCAUACGCUGAUAAGCUGAACAAAAGAUACUUUGUAAACUCAACAAGCUACUUUUCAACUAGAUGUUCAGCUUACGGCUUAUUCAGCUAUUGGCACCAUUAACAAACCAUUGUUCAGCUUUGACUCUCACUGUUCAGCUACCAUUGUUACUUGGAUAUCGUCUACUCUCCAGUUAAACUACUUGUUAGGCCAAGACUCCAAAAAGUAACGUCAAUAAUCGACUCCGCACCGUUUUGACUAAAGGUACACUUGGUACCUCUAGCAGGGUUUGCCCUCGCUCACCGGCCUUCGCCCUGUCAGUACGUUCGUCAUACAGUCCAGUAUAUGUGUGAACUUCUGGAUCUACCACCGAUCGACCAGGCACAUAACAGCUACAAAAGACGGCCACAUUUACUUUGGUGACCACAAAUCUCUCAUAUUUAGGUAGUAGACACCAACUCCUGGAUAAAGUGGAUACGUUCGUCAUACAGUCCAGUAUAUGUGUGAACUGCUGGAUCUACCACCGAUCGACCAGGCACAUAACAGCUACAAAAGACGGCCACAUUUACUUUGGUGACCACAAAUCUCUCAUAUUUAGGUAGUAGACACCAACUCCUGGAUAAAGUAUCUACUCGUCGGCUAUAUCGCCGCCAUUUUUCUGGACUCAUCCGAGACCCAAUUGCCGUUGUCGGCGGGUACUCAGUAUGGAUCCGCUGUGAUGGCGAUACCCGUCCCCCACUCAGAAACCGCCUGACAAAGCAGUUGCUUAGCUGCGUCAGGUUCAGGUUCAGCUGCGUUACCUGUACUGUGAUUUAUUCACUGCGGAUGUGGCUUUCUUGAAGGCCGGGCAACUUGGACCACUUGUUGGGUGCCUGUUGUUCACAGAUUUCCCGGUACAGAUCAGACAAAUGGGUGGACUCGUGCAGCCUUUUGCCUUUGGCGCCGCAUCUCCUGCAUAGUUUGCUCCUGUCAAUGCCUUUGCAGUCCCAUGACUUGUGUCCUGGUUCCAGACACCUGAAGCAAACCUCCGGUGGCUCGUGGAGCGUCAGAUGACAUACGCACCAGCCUACAUUUAUCCUCCCUACUUCAAUGGACUUUUUGACGUCCGCCACAGGUAGCUUAACCAAAGCUAUCUGUGUCCCUGCCGGCCCCUUCCCCUAACGGCUGCGGCAGCCACCUGCACCUCGCACUGUUGCCGCAGUGCCGUGACGAGCUCUUCCACUUCGGUGACCUCGUCUAGGUCUUUAACCUUCAGAGUCGCCUCUUGUGUGAGAGCCCUCACCUCUACUCCUUCACCAAGGACCUCUUCCGCCAGACUUGUAGGCGGUGCCCUUGCGUUCCUUGUCGCGCUUGAGCUUUAGGAUCAUUUCACAUGUACGAAUACGUCUAAUACUGUGCACGUAGGCUCCCAGAUCCACGAGCUAAGCGUCGCUUCGCAUCGUCCUCAAGACUUCGGUUUUGAUGACUAGCGCGUCGCCUUUCACGCGCUUGGCACCUACUCUUCUACGUCUUCUUGAUUUGGCGUCCCUAGUCUCCUCGACUUGCGGUGUUUUCUUCUUCCGCUUCCGCUCGACUUUCGUCCAAGGAGGUCCUCCCCUUGGUUUACCCUACUCUGUGGUUUCUUUUGGGCUUUCUGCGCAAGCGAAAGCCUUCGUCUGGGUAGACUUUCGCCGGUUCUGACGCUUCUGCAGCUUUCACGAGUCUCUUGUGAUCUUGCUUGGCAUCGUACAUCGACUUACGAAGUCGCAAUAGGGCCGUUUUAUGGUCUUUGUUUAUGUUGGACUACGUGGACGCAAAGUCGAUAAUCUUGCCAAGCUGCUGCUAGGUCACCGCUAUGGCGGAUAGCCCUUCUCUUUUUUGGUUGAUGGCCCACAUCAGCCAAUAGUGGUUCCGUCCACUAUCUCCCCGGCAGGCUAGCCAGGAAAUAAAUCGGAGCUCCCACGCUGGAGCUGCGUGCGCAGCUUCCUGCUCCUGACUCCUUACUUCUACAGGUGGCAAAGAACAUAUUUACCGUUGCUAAUCUAUUUCAACAAGCACAAACGUAAAUUUUCUGAGUUUUCAUCAUGAUUAUGACCUUUUUUUGUUUCGUGUCUAUUUCAUUGUGCAACGAGGGGUUAAUCAAUGUUCUUCUCUCAACUUUUCUUAAAUUCAGCUCAAUUGUCACCUGUGCGAAAACAGAAAAACUUAUUUGAUGUCCCAGAAAUACUAAAUAAUAAUUUUGGCCAUCAACCUCUCGAACUUCUGUUAUUUUUGCCAGUUUGCAUAUCUACAUGUCCCGUUCGUUCAACGAUGAAUCCGUAACCUCUGUUGGUGAGUCUUGCUUGUAUUUGCGCAGAUCGCACCAUUCUCUCUCUUUCCUUCGCUCUCUUUCUCUCAAUUACCUUUACUCCUGUGGCACAUUCCUUCUUGAGUAUUGUCGAUCUUGUCGAUAUGUAUGCACAUUGAUUCGCCUUCUUCGUUUGCUCGCUCGCUCGCUCGCGGCCGCCGCGACUCCAUCUCCAUUCACCAGGCCAGGCCAGACCAGAGAUUCGAGAGCGACCAAAGACGAAGACGAUGCGCGAUGACGUUCGUCUAGUCACAGAAGAAAACAACCGCUCGCUCGCUGGCCUUUAGUUUCGUUUGAGUGCUCGCGCGACGAAUAUGACGAAUUUUCGCUUGCUGUUUCCCACCGUUGUCGUUUUCGUCGUCGUCUCCUCCGUCGAUUGUCGUCGAUAGCAGCAGCGCAGCAGUGACAGGAAAAGGAAUAGUAGCAACAACAACAACGAUAGCAGCAACAAAAACAGCUGAAGGUGUACCACGGUGUGUAGAGAGCGAGGGAGGUGCUAAUCGAGGAGACUAGUUACGUCGUAGUGAACCACCCCUCGGGUGACGAAGCAGGCGGUGAGAGUGUUCCGUGAGGAAUCGAACGCGGGCCCGAUAGGUGGAUUAAUCGUGGUUGCUGUGUGAAGUGAGAGCGAUGCCGUGUUUAUGUGUUGGGGCAUUUAGUUAGGGUGUGUAUUGGUGAAAAUUGUUGACGUGUGUACUUACCUACAUCAUUGCGAUAUUAGAGAAGUAAUUUUUUGUGGAUCGCGCUCGGUUCGUAGUGACGGAGCAGUAUACGUAAGAG